Molecule: messenger RNA, 2060 nt
Organism: Branchiostoma floridae (Florida lancelet)
Lineage: Eukaryota; Metazoa; Chordata; Leptocardii; Amphioxiformes; Branchiostomatidae
Product: homeobox protein ceh-30-like
Exons: 2
Coding region: 283-1317 (344 amino acids)
Biological process (GO): cell differentiation; regulation of transcription by RNA polymerase II
Cellular component (GO): nucleus
Molecular function (GO): RNA polymerase II cis-regulatory region sequence-specific DNA binding; DNA-binding transcription factor activity, RNA polymerase II-specific
Source: RefSeq, a predicted model, not a curated record
ACUAAGCUGGGGUCAAUGGAUACGCAAGUGUUUUACCGGCCGAUAUGAACUAGGGCACAGCAGCAGUGGUAUCAUACUGCCUGGCAGGCACGGUGGGGACGGGAGCCGCUCACGUGCGCUCAGGACAGGAACUCUUCACGGUGUGCUCCAGCUGAUCUCUGUCUCCUUCUGGUCUCCUGUUGUACUGACAUUGAGAAAGUCUGCCUUUGGAAGUUUUACUGAUUAAUUUGCUAAGCUGAUCAUGCCAAUUUAGCUUUGUUAAAUGAUGUACUGAAGUGCAUCAUGUCAGGAGCGCAUCAAAAUCAUAUGAGCGACGGUCUGCAACUUGAGGCUCUGCCGCCGCUGGGCGAUGACAGCAAGGCGAGGAAGUGUCGAGCGGACUCGUCAGACUCAGAGCCGGCAGAUUUGAGUCCUGUGAGGGGUGAGAUGAACAGUGAAGCAUUGGACAUUGCCAAGGGGCAGUGCAGCAGUUCCCCUCGGGCACACAGCACAACCGACCCUGAAGUUACGAACGCGAGAAGUCCCUGUCUUCCCGAGACAAGUAUUGUACAUUCAACUUCUCCUCACAGCAGAACCAGCCCGGCACCGUGUCAUGCCGGACCUUGCUUGGGGCCAAGCCAGCCCCCAGCCCGCCGGCCUGUCGUCUGGCACCCGUGGGAUGACGACGACGAGGACAUGGAUCAUGUGCCCGUCGAAGUGGAAGAAUCUGACAAAGCAGUAAACCCUGAAAUCAUCACUGAAUACUCAGGGAACGAGAAGGAGAACAUACGCAAAGAGGACGACCAGGAAGAAUCGAGCCCCGAGGACGAGACUCCUGUGGACGAGAUGCUUGCUAGUAAGAAAUCGUCUGACGACAACAAUAACAGCAAGUCGAAGGUGAAGUCCCGUGCCCGGGACCCGAGCAGGCUGGGGAAACCUCGCCGUGUGCGCACAGCCUUCACGUACGAACAGCUGGUGGCGCUGGAGAACAAGUUCAAACAAACCCGCUACCUGUCCGUCUGCGAGAGGCUGAACUUGGCGCUGUCUCUCAGCCUGACCGAGACUCAGGUCAAGAUCUGGUUCCAGAACAGGAGAACCAAGUGGAAGAAACAGAACCCCGGGAUGGACAUCAACGCCGCCAUCACUGCAGCCAACACAUACCCCUCUCCCUACCCCCUUCCCCUCUACCCCUUCGCUGGCUCACUGUUCAGGCCGCAGGUGCUUUGUCCCCUUCCCACCAGGACUCCCAUCAUGCACCUCUCCCCGGCCCUCCUGAAAAGGGAAUUCCGGCCGCCUGGGGGGCAAGUCCAUCACUUCCUGCCGUCUGAACGGGUUUAGCACCUCAGUCACCUGUUCUACAACUGAGAUUGCAUUUUCUCUCGAAAAACAGUUACAUUUUCGUCAUCAUAUUGUCAAUAUUCUUCUGUUCAUGUCUAACGUUAUAUUUUCCAGAACGGUGUCUAUAUAUGGACAUUUGACUAAACCCUUAUAUAGAAAUGAUUACCUGAUUGCUUUAAAUGGCAUGCAAAUUGCCAUCGCAAAAUAUUUUUUAUGAAUUUUUGUAGCAUUUAGUUCCGUCGACUCCUGUUUGAUAAUUAUGGUACAAUAACAUUAUUCAUCUGUAUAUAGUUCCUGUCUAUAACAGAAGUCUUGUUAAUUAAUAAUCAUGUUGGGCCUUAUGUUCUACCUUAUUACAGCCAAUUUUAUACGUACACUUAAGGCCACUUGAAUAAAUCAGAAGAGCGAAAAUAUCACAACCUACCUCAAACACUAAACAUCUAUCAAAAUAAGGUUUUCCUUUCAAACAGUAAAUGUCCGGUAGAAGUGGUAUAAUUUGAGGUGCAUAAGACUGAAAAUUUGAUAUCAUGCAUUUGUAGAUUUCAGCAUAUAUUCUGGUCUCUACAUCGCUAUUAUUAGGAAUGGCUCUUUCGUCAUAAUAUUUAUGGCUGUUUCGUCAUAAUAUUUAUAGCAAAAUAUAUGUAAAUAAUUUUUAGAAGUUAGGAUUAUUGAAUCGUAGUUACGGCAUAAUCACCAGUAACAUCAAUGUCUGGACUCUGGACUAAUAAAGAUAUGGAUAAGCA